CAACAAAAGAAACCUUCUCCUUGCACAUGAAGGCAAGCACCACCUUUUCAUAUCAUCUCCCACUCAACACUUUCACCAUAACCAUCAAUGUGAAUACAAACUCAACUCACUGAGUCAUCACAAACAACUUUUUUCUUUCUUCAUCAAAUUCCCAUCAAUGGCAGCCGUUCGGAAACUCAUUGUAGAAGUAGUAGACGCCCGAAACCUUGCUCCGAAAGACGGGCAUGGCACGUCCAGCCCGUAUGUCGUUCUCGAUUUCUACGGGCAAAGACGGAAGACCCGAGUGGUGGCUCGGGAUUUAAACCCGGUUUGGAAUGAGGUUUUGGAGUUUAAUGUUGGAAAACCAUCGGAUGUGUUUGGUGAUAUGCUUGAAGUUGAUGUUAAUCAUGACCGGAAUCUCGGCCCGACCACCCGGAAUAAUUUUCUGGGUCGGGUCAGGUUGGAUUCAAGACAGUUUGUUAAGAAAGGUGAAGAGGCUUUGAUUUAUUAUCCUUUGGAAAAGAAGCAUUUGUUAAGUUGGGUGCAAGGGGAAAUUGGUUUAAAAAUUUAUUUUAGUGAUGACGUGGCACCGACACCCGCGCCGAUGCCGGUGCCGGGGCCCGCGUCUUCGGCGGAUGAGGAGGUGAAGGGCGAACCGAAACCGGAAACUGACGCGGGCCCUACAGAGAAAGAAAAAGGAAAUGAGGGACCACCAGACGCUGAGGUGGCAGCGAAGGAUGAUUCGGAUCACGAUGAAGAUCCAGGUGAUGGUGGUGGUGAAAAGGUGCAAUCGGGUACACCGGUGAAGGAAGAACGGGUGGUUCAAGAUCAACUAAGGACGUCGAGAUCUAUGCCGGAUAUAAGACUCGGUGGUGAUAUUCCGGUCGGUCCGAAACCGAUCCCUCGGGUAUCGUCGAUUAGUAGUUUUACGUCUGACGUGUCGGAUCGGUUUCCGAUCGAACGGUCUUCGUUCGAUCUAGUGGAAAAAAUGCACUAUCUUUUUGUUCAGGUGGUUAAAGCGCGGUCUUUACCUACCCCUGGCAACCCGGUGGUUAAGAUAGUGGUUUCGGGUAGCCAGGUCAUGUCAAAACCGGCUCGGAAAACGAUGUAUUUCGAGUGGGACCAGACUUUUGCGUUUCGACGAGACACCCAAGAUUCUGGUUCUAUCCUCGAGAUCUCGGUGUGGGACCCGUUGAUCUCUAGCUCGAUGUCGGAUGUGGCAGGGCAUAAUUUUCUAGGUGGGAUAUGUUUUGACACCACUGAGAUUCCACUGCGAGACCCACCUGAUAGCCCGUUGGCCACACAGUGGUACAGGCUAGAAGGAGGUGGGGCUCACAGAGGAGAUCUCAUGUUGGCUACAUGGGUAGGGACACAAGCCGAUGAGUCGUUUCCAGAAGCAUGGAAAACCGACACGGCUGGUAACCCUAGCUCCCGGUCGAAAAUCUACCAAUCACCGAAGUUAUGGUAUUUGCGUGCUACGAUCAUCGAGGCUCAAGACGUUUCGCUCUCGUCGUCGUUCCAAAUCAAAGCGCAACUCGGGUUUCAAGUUCAAAAAACGAAGUCCAUUAUCACCAAUAAUGGAUCUGCUUCAUGGAACGAAGAUUUGAUGUUUGUAGCGGCCGAACCGUUCACGGACCAUUCGUUGUUGUUGUUUUUGGUCGAACAACGCGGCUCGAAAGAAACCACGGUUAAAGGCGUUACGACCAUCCCGUUAGUCACCAUCGAGCGGCGCGUGGACGACCGAGAGGUGGUUUCAAGAUGGUUAACGUUCGAAGAUCCAAACGAAGAGAAGAGAGUUUAUCGCGGUCGGGUUCAAGUCAAAAUAUUUUUCGAUGGCGGAUACCAUGUGAUGGACGAAUCGGCUAAUGUUUGUAGCGACUAUCGACCCACCGCAAAGCAGCUUUGGAAACCACCGAUCGGCACAAUCGAGCUCGGGAUAAUCGGCUGCAAGAAUUUGCUACCGAUGAAGUCUAUUGAUGGCAAGGGGUCAACUGAUGCUUAUGCUGUCGCAAAGUACGGUAACAAGUGGGUACGAACGCGGGCUAUAUCGGAUAAUUUAGAUCCGAAAUGGAACGAGCAGUACACGUGGAGGGUUUACGACCCGUCCACGGUGUUAACAAUUGGGGUUUUUGAUAGUUGGGAGGCGUAUGGAUCUGGAUCCGAUGGUCAAAAAGAGUCAACGAGGUCGGACUUUCGUAUGGGAAAAGUGCGUAUACGGUUAUCUACUUUAGAGAUCGGGAAGGUGUACAAAAACUCGUAUCCGUUAAUGUUACUAAACGUAGGCGGUCUAAAGAAAAUGGGCGAACUAGAGGUUGCGGUCCGGUUUGUACGUAUGGCACCAACGAUCGAUUUAUUGAAUGUAUACGCGCAACCUUUGUUGCCGAUAAUGCACCAUAUCAAGCCGAUUGGUGUGGUGCAACAAGAGGUACUUAGAACAAUAGCGGUUAAAAUAACCGCGGCUCAUUUUGCACGGUCUGAGCCACCACUUCGUCGCGAAGUGGUGACUUACAUGCUGGAUGCAGACUCGCAUGCAUUCAGCAUGAGGAAAGUCCGUGCCAAUUGGUUAAGAAUAGUCAACGUUUUAUCCGGGGUUAUCGACAUGGUCAAAUGGUUAGACGACACGCGUUCGUGGAAGAACCCAACGGCUACGAUCUUGGUUCACGUACUUCUCAUGAUGCUCGUGUGGUUCCCGGACCUAAUCAUCCCGACACUCGCAUUUUACAUGUUUGCGGUUGGGGUGUGGAACUACCGGUACCGGGCUCGAUCCCGGCCGCCACACUUCGACCCAAAGCUCUCCUUGGCUGAAACAAUCGACGGCAACGAACUCGACGAGGAGUUUGACCCCGUACCUUGUAACAGAUCUAAUGAAAUGGUGCGGGCACGAUACGACAAGCUACGUAUGCUAGGAGCACGAGUACAAACCGUGCUAGGUGAUAUCGCGACACAAGGGGAACGGGUGCAGGCGUUGGUAACGUGGCGUGACCCGCGUGCCACGGGGAUCUUUGUUGGGAUGUGUUUGGUUGUUGCGGUUGUAUUGUACCUUGUACCAUCGAAAAUGGUCGCGAUGACGCUCGGGUUUUACUAUAUGCGGCACCCGAUCUUUAGAGAUCGGAUGCCGUCACCCGCUUUGAACUUUUUCCGACGAUUGCCGUCGUUAGCGGAUCGUAUGCUAUAGGAUCAAAUGCUCAAUCAGUUCAACUGCCCAGUGCUUGUAUGUAUAAAUUGGUAACAUAACUAAACUUUUGAAAGUUUGGUAAUAAUAGGGCUUGUAUUAAAUGCAUCUGAGGUUGUACGUUAUGUAUUUUUAAUCAUGUUAUAUGAUGAAUUUGCUAUAAUA
Helianthus annuus (common sunflower) is the source of this 3316-nucleotide messenger RNA. Its product is annotated as protein QUIRKY. The coding region runs from base 158 to 3154 and encodes 998 amino acids. Lineage: Eukaryota; Viridiplantae; Streptophyta; Magnoliopsida; Asterales; Asteraceae. The record is from RefSeq and is a predicted model, not a curated record. The transcript has a single exon.